Messenger RNA from Harpegnathos saltator (Jerdon's jumping ant), 3975 nucleotides. Its product is annotated as arrestin homolog. Gene Ontology annotation, cellular component: cytoplasm. The transcript is spliced from 11 exons. The coding region runs from base 1112 to 2797 and encodes 561 amino acids. Gene Ontology annotation, biological process: G protein-coupled receptor internalization; signal transduction. The record is from RefSeq and is a predicted model, not a curated record. Gene Ontology annotation, molecular function: G protein-coupled receptor binding. NCBI's taxonomy places the organism in Eukaryota, Metazoa, Arthropoda, Insecta, Hymenoptera, Formicidae.
GAGAGGCGCGCCGUCGACGAGGUACGCCCUACGCGUCGCGACGCCUGGCGUCGUGCGCGUCAGUAGACGGCGAGCCGUGCUGCACGACGGACGUCGGGCGCAACGUCGAGUCCUAUCACUUUCACGGCCUAAAACGAACUCGUCGACGAUUCCGCUCGCUCUGCUUAUGGUUUCCUCCUGGAUGAGGCGGGACGCGCGCGCGUCAGUACCGUCGUGUGUUAGAGCGUCCAUCUCGACGAUGUCGUCUUGAAGGAAGAAGAUAGCGAGAGAGAAACAGAGAGAGAGAGAGAGAGAGAGAGAAAAAGAAAGAAAAAGCGGGUUAACUUGUCGCGAGGACACAGGUCCUCGAGAGAGAGAGAGAGAGAGAGAGAGACCAGUAUUGGUGCGAGAUCUCGGUGAGAGCUGAGUUUCCGAUGAUUUUUUGAAACACGCGAGGAAGGAAAUCUCACGGCGCGAUCGCGCCGCGUUCUUGCUGGCUCAUCGACUAAAUACGCGAGCGGACGAGCGGCGUCCAUCCGGCGAGAGAAUCCACCCCGACAAUACACCGGUAUCUUCGCAGUAACGUAAACGGAGCAGAAGCGUCCCUGAUCGAUGGCGUAUCGAUGAUGAUUAUCGGAGCUUGACGGAUUGGCGGUGCGCGCGAUUCCCGAUGUAGGCCUCCGGGCUCAGCCGACUUAUCAAAGUGAGAGCACUUCGCCAAGGAGAACGCGUCGGCCGAUCGUAACCAUUAAUCCAAGCUGAGACCUUGACACGUGCCCUUUCAUACUCAAGACAUCGUAUCUAGGAUAUAUUCCUAUUUCCUGCCACGUGGAAAUCACCGACAUUCCCCGCUGUUCUCUCUCGUGAACCUACGAAUUCCUUCGUGCGCGGAGGAACACGGAACGACCGAAACGAACCAUUGUGAAACCAUGUUUCGUAACGGCAACGAAGGGCGACUUUGAUGAAAAUGCGGUAUCGCGCCGCGUGAGCGAGACAGGAACGGAAAAAGCUGCACACGGUGCGCGUGUAUGUGUGGGUGGGUGCAUGUGUACAUAAACCAAUAGCUGUGUGCGUGAUCGUGUAUUGCCUGCUGGGCCUCUGUGGCCGCGGUGAAACGAGAAAGGACGAAGAGAUGGCGGCAAACAGCGGCCGUGUUGCAGCGGAAGUCACCGCAGCCCGGUCCGAGGAUGAAGAGCAACAAAAGGAGCUGUAUCCUGACACGGUGGAAUGCAAAAACUUUACGGUGGAGGACUGCGACGCGAAAGAUGAGAAAAUGGCGAGCGAAGGGCGGGAGGAAGGGAACCAUUGUAGAACGGAGGGCAGGUCGGACCGAGGAGCGCAGAGGGUACAAACACAGACGCAGCUGCAGACCGACAUGCAAGCCGACAGAAAAAUCGAUACGAGUCCGGACCAUAUAUCGGAUUCUGUAUUCAGCAGCCAGAGGGUAUACAAGAAGUCCUCGCCGAACAAUAAGUUGACACUGUACCUAGCAAGCAGAGAUCUUAUUGUCAGCGAAUCCAAGAUCGACAAACUCCAAGGUGUCCUUUUGGUCGAUCCCGACUACUUGCAGGAAAAAAAGGUGUACGGUCAAGUGACGCUGACUUUCCGCUACGGCAGAGAAGACGAGGAAGUAAUGGGCUUGAAGUUUUGCAACGAAGCGGUCAUGUGUCUGGCCCAACUGUAUCCACCUUACUCGGGCGCUGAUUAUCAGGAAAACAUAACUCCGCUGCAGGAGGCACUCGUCAAGAGACUAGGGCCAAACGCCCACGCUUUCACCAUGGAAAUUACGCCGCUGGCUCCACCGUCUGUGCAACUGGUACCAGCUAAGGAGUACAACGGUGCGCCUAUAGGCACUAGUUACGACGUCAGAGCUUACGUCGCGGAACGGGCGGACGAAAGAUUGCACCGUAAAACCACCGUCAGAAUGGGUAUUCGAGUAAUCCAGCGAACCACGAAACCGCCUUUACCCUCCACGACUAUGUACAGCGUGCCUCCCUUUCAAGUGCUAUCGAUUCCCUCGAGAAUCCAAGCAUGCAAAACAAGAGUGGAAUCCACCGAAAAUGAGAUCAUCGAGGAUGACGAGAACGUGGGACCACAUGCAGCCGUGGAGAAACCAUUUUUACUAAGCGAUGGUCGCGUCGGGUUGGAAGCGAAACUAGAUCGUGCAAUCUACGCUCACGGGGACUCAAUCACUGUCCAUCUCUACGUCAGCAAUAACAGCAGCAAGUCCGUAAGGAGGAUAAAGGUAUUUGUCGUGCAGCACGUGGAUGUUUGUAUGUUCAGCAACGGUAAAUUCAAAAACGUCGUGGCCCUCGUGUCCUCACAAGAAGGCUGUCCCGUGGGAUCGGGUGGUACUUUAAUAAAGAGCUACACUCUCAGGCCUAUUAAGGGUUCGACCAAGAAUUGGAUCGCCUUGGAGGACAGCUAUACGAAAACUGGUGCAACCUUGGCAUCAACGGUCGUCUGUCCCGGGAACGGACCCGACGAUAGAAACGUCUUUGCAAUUUACGUUUCUUAUUACGUGAAGAUCAAACUGUUGAUCUCUGCAAUGGGCGGUGAAGUGUCUUUGAAGCUGCCGUUUACAUUGAUGCACAGUAAUACGGAUCCAGAUCUCGUGGGAUUCCCAUCUCCCAUUCGAGAACUGCCGAAGCAACUUGGCAAAGGCGCGGAUGAGAUCACGGAGAAAUCGAGCAAGUCGGACGGCAAUAGCCACAGGAAGAAGGAGAACAAACUGGAAGCCAUUAAAGAGCAGGAGAAAGAAUCGAGGGUGACCGAUGUAGACUUGAUAGAGCAUUGCGACGAAAGCGACAGCACCUGAGAGCGGGCGCAACGAGGCGACGAGACAUCGCGGCCGUCUGUCAGAAAGAAUAGCGAUACGAAGACCAUCAAGAAUUCGAAUCACAAAGCUUGCAGACUCAGUGUCAGCAUCCAGAGAGCCUGGUGCUGUUUCAGAAGAGCCUCUUAGUAAACGAAUAGAAACCUCCUUCACAGAGCACCAGAGUGUGACGGUCCUUAGUAGCAUUUGCUACCGCCGUCUCGUCUCGUCGUAAUUCCUUCUAUCUUUUCACAGAGAAAUAUAUAGAUAUGGAUAUGCGAAGGUCGCAUAACAUACGUAUGUAAGGAAUAAGAAAACAAACAGUGUGCGUAACGCAAUCUGUCAAUUUUCACUAGAACUGAUAGUUUUUCGUUGUAAAUAUAUAUAGAUCACGCAUGUUUCGAGAAAACAGGAAGACAAAUUCCCGAAAAUCAAUGAAUCGUGUGAAUCUCUCUCAGAAAACGAACGAACGACCGGAGAAAACUUUACGGAAACGAGACUAUAUACGGCUACAUAAUUGAGCAAUAGUAUUUCGUGAAGUAUUUCAUGAAGCGACGAAACGUUAUGUUACGUUACGCGUUCGUCUCUCGUGAGUUGUCGUACAAAUCACAACGGGAUUUGAAUGCUCUCGAUAAAAAAGGAACAUUUCAAUGAGUGUCAUCGUUAUAAUUAAGUGUGUGACGUUACAAGCUGUUUGACGUAUCAUGUGGAAGUCGUAUUCAGCAUGAGAGAAAGCAAAUUCAAUCGAAAAAUGAUUUAUCGCAGAUCUCCCGUUUGAAACUUUUACUACGCGAAAAGAGAAAUAAUCUCUCGAGAAGCAUAUAUUCCUGUAUAUUAUUUACACUGCUGGAUAAUGCUGUGGUGAUAUAUGUAAUAUAUUCUUAUAGCCUAAGAAAAUUAUGGCUGAUUGUCUAAAAGCUUUAUCAAUGUAAAUCGCAUGGAGCUUCCUUUGCGUUUAUAAAAUAUCUCCCUCAUCAUCUAAUAUAUGAAAAAUCUCCUACUGCCACCGUAGUCAUUUACCUUACUUGGUUACAUAGUAACCAAAUUCAGCGUUUGCAUUAAUUUCGGGAACACAUAAGAAAUGAGCGGAACGAGUAUUCAUUCUUAUCUUAUCUAUAAAACUACAAAUUUACCAGAAACGUCUAUACACAAAAAUAACACAUACCGAAUUAAAAAUAUCA